This is a messenger RNA of Pyricularia grisea, 495 nucleotides long. RefSeq lists its product as uncharacterized. Bases 1 to 495 code for a protein of 164 amino acids. NCBI's taxonomy places the organism in Eukaryota, Fungi, Ascomycota, Sordariomycetes, Magnaporthales, Pyriculariaceae. The transcript has a single exon. The record is from RefSeq and is a predicted model, not a curated record.
AUGCCAUCCCAACGACCCUUCUUCCUCACGAGCGUCUUCGCCGCGUUCCGCCAACAGACCCAGCCGCUAGCUACGACGUCAUCACAACAACCAGGCAAGCAAUCAUCGACGUCGACGUACUCAACCGCGGCGGUCGCCCGGAGCACGCAGCCGCAACAACAGCAGCAGCAGCAAUCCUCGGCAACCUCGUCGUCGUCAUCUCAACAACAAACACAAUCCUCCACUGCGGCGUCGCAGCACCAUCAGCAGCCCAGUCCUGGUGUCCAGUCUCCGCGCGCCACGACGGCGGCGGCGACGAGCGGCAUCCCGAUCCCCGCCCCUGGACGCAGGCGCGGCAGCGAUAGCAGCACAGAGGGGUUUCAGAAUGUGCGCGGGGCGGAAAAGUGGUACGUCGGCGGCAGGACGGCGACGGGAGAGGAGCGUUUCUUCAGGCUGGGCGUUAUACGUCGGGUGCGCAGCGGGGAUAGAUUGAGUCUAGAUCGACUGAGUUUAUGA